AUGAAACGCCCAUUCUGCCACGAUGACCAUUCGGCAUUCGCGGUUCAAGAAUGCUUGGCGCGAAUGUUCUUCACAUCUCACACCUUUGAGCAAUUCAGCACUCGGCUCGCUAAUAAUGUGGCGCCUGGCUCGUCAUCAGCACCCACUGCUAGUAUUUUUUCAGCCGCCACCACUCUUAGGAACCAACAGCGCCGUGUCCGGUCCACUAACCAGACCGCCGCUAACCGCCGUCUUGACGUAUUCGACCUCGACACUAUAGUCCUCCUAGUGCCCGACCCCAAGGCGCCACUAAACGCCGACGACGACACGCUUGCGUAUUUUGACGUAGGCGAGCUUAAGACUGACGUCGACGACCACGCUGAAGAGGAGGGUGAACCCGCCAUGGCGGGUGAGAAGCGCAGCUGGGAAGAUGCUGAAACCAUGCAGCUAGCAUGGGUCCGUCACGACAAGGACGAGGAGGUCCGCAGACGACGAGGAGGUCUGCAGUCAAACUCGUCUGCAGGGGCAAAACUGCACUCCGCCUCGGACGACUGUUGCGGCGCCAUCACCGCCCCGCACCACGCUGCCAAGUUCACCUCAGGCACCACCCACCACUUCCCCGUCGCGCCCGUCGUCGACCUAUGUGGCGGAGGCAUCCCCGCCGUACUCAAGGGGAGCCGGUGCGCGCGCGGGCUUGGGGCUGCACGGGAACUGCAUUGUCCGCUGGCCUGGCUGCGGGGACAGGCAUACACGGCAUGUAAGGUGGAGGGGCACAGUCGCUUGACAAUCAGCUCAGCGGCGUGGACUCGGCUCUGUGCGACGAAAUAG
This is a messenger RNA of Closterium sp. Yama58-4, 807 nucleotides long. NCBI's taxonomy places the organism in Eukaryota, Viridiplantae, Streptophyta, Zygnematophyceae, Desmidiales, Closteriaceae. The record is from the annotation of a GenBank genome assembly.